This is a messenger RNA of Paramecium octaurelia, 534 nucleotides long. Lineage: Eukaryota; Ciliophora; Oligohymenophorea; Peniculida; Parameciidae. The record is from the annotation of a GenBank genome assembly.
AUGAAUUAAUAUUUAAAGUAACAAUUCUCUAACAAAACAUCAUCUAUAUUACAUUAAAUCAAUUAUAUAUACUUAUUCUUAACCAUUAGAUUAAAUUUAAAUUAAUAAAUUAAGUUAUGUUCUAUGCACAUUCAAUAACCAAGUAGUCUUGGAAAAAAUAUAAUUUCUAAAUAUUUUAAAUACAGAUAGUUGGUUAUCUGUCAAUAAGACAGUCUAAUUCAAGCAUGUAAAAAAAUUGUAUUCUUCAAGUCUUAUAUUCUAAAUUAUCAAAAUGAAACUAAAAUGCCAAUUUAGGGCAAAAAAGAUUAGUUAUGCUAUCUCAAAUACUUUUCAAAUUUCUUUUAUCAUUUGCAGGUGAUCCAUUUUGAAUAUAUGUUAUAUUAUAAAGUUUGCACAAAAAGAACUAAUUGUCAAAAUCCAAUAAACUCAACAAACACGAAGACUUUAUCAUCAAAUAUGAUGUUUAUAUUGAAAAAGGUUGAAUAAUAAAUUUGUUUUACAUUUAAAUAUAAGAUAGGUUUACAGAAAAAAUGA